Messenger RNA from Lutra lutra (Eurasian river otter), 2472 nucleotides. RefSeq names its product polo like kinase 3 (gene PLK3). Gene Ontology annotation, molecular function: ATP binding; protein serine/threonine kinase activity; protein binding. Lineage: Eukaryota; Metazoa; Chordata; Mammalia; Carnivora; Mustelidae. The record is from RefSeq and is a predicted model, not a curated record. Gene Ontology annotation, cellular component: nucleus; cytoplasm; spindle pole. Gene Ontology annotation, biological process: DNA damage response; protein phosphorylation; mitotic G1/S transition checkpoint signaling.
GCGUGGCUUCUAGGUGACUCGCUGCCUGGAAGGGGGCGGGCUCUUAGUGACGAGCCGCCGGGGAGGAGACAGGCGUUCAUUGAUAAAAACGCCGGGCUCCCUCGGGCGCUAGCACAGCGUAGCAAAUCCCGGCAGCGCCACGCGAGGCCCGGGCCGGGCGGAACCGAAACAAGCCGGGCCCGCGCUGCGACGCACCGCCUGCAUGGAGCCCGCCGCCGGCUUCCUAUCCCCGCGCCCCUUCCCGCGUGCGGCCGCCCCGCCCGCGCCCCCUGCCGGGCCCGGUCCGCCUGGAAGUGCAGUGCCGGGACCUGAAGUGGAGAUGGUGGCUGGGCCACCCGCGACGGAUCCAGGGCGCCUUAUCACAGACCGCGCAACGGUCGCACCCUACUUCAAAGGCCGCCUGUUGGGCAAGGGGGGCUUUGCCCGCUGCUAUGAGGACGACACGGAGACGGGCAACGCCUACGCGGUCAAAGUCAUCUCGCAGAGCCGCAUCCACCAAGCGCAUCAGCGCGAGAAGAUCCUAAACGAGAUUGAGCUGCACCGCGGCCUGCAGCACCGCCACAUCGUGCGUUUCUCGCACCACUUUGAGGAUGCGGACAACAUAUACAUUUUCCUGGAGCUCUGCAGCCGAAAGUCCCUGGCACACAUCUGGAAGGCCCGGCACACUCUCUUGGAACCAGAGGUGCGCUAUUACUUGCGCCAGAUCCUUUCCGGACUCAAGUACUUGCACCAGCGGGGCAUCCUGCAUCGAGACCUCAAGCUGGGUGAGAAUUUUUUUAUCACCGAGAACAUGGAACUGAAGAUGGGGGACUUUGGGCUGGCAACCCGGUUGGAACCCCCGGAACAUAGGAAGAAAACCAUCUGUGGCACCCCCAACUAUGUGGCUCCAGAAGUGCUGCAGAGACAGGGCCAUGGCCCUGAGGCAGACGUGUGGUCCCUGGGCUGUGUCAUGUACACACUGCUAUGUGGGACUCCCCUUGAGACAGUUGACUUGAAGGAGACGUAUCGCUGCAUCAAACAGGUUCACUACACACUGCCCGCCUGCCUCUCACUGCCUGCCCGACAGCUCCUGGCUGCCAUCCUUCGAGCCUCGCCCCAAGACCGCCCCUCAAUCGAUCAGAUCCUGCGCCAUGACUUCUUUACCAAGGGCUACACCCCUGACCGCCUCCCUGUCAGCAGCUGCGUGACAGUCCCAGACCUGACACCCCUUAACCCAGCUAGGAUCCUAUUUGUCAAAGUUACCAAGAGCCUCUUUGGCAGGAAGAAGAAGAGUAAAAACCAUCCUGAGGAGCGGGACGAGGUCUCCUGUUUGGUGAAUGGCCUCACGCGGACGUCCAUUGGCCAUCAAGGUGCCAGGCCAGAGGCUCCAGCAGCUUCCGGCCCUGUCCCCCUCAGCUUGGUAGAGACAGCACCUGAAGACAGCUCACCCCGUGGGACCCUGGCGAGCAGUGGAGAUGGGUUUGAAGAAGGUCUGACUGUGGCCACAGUCGUUGAGUCAGCCCUCUGUGCUCUGAGAAACUGCCUGGCCUUCAUGCCGCCGGCGGAACAGAACCCAGCUCCGCUUGCACAGCCAGAGCCUCUGGUAUGGGUCAGCAAGUGGGUGGACUACUCCAAUAAAUUUGGCUUUGGGUAUCAGCUGUCCAGCCGCCGUGUGGCUGUGCUUUUCAACAAUGGCACACACAUGGCCCUUUCAGCCAACAAAAAGACCGUGCACUACAACCCCACCAGCACAAAGCACUUCUCCUUCUCUGUGGGUGCUGUGCCUCGGGCCCUGCAGCCUCAGCUGGGUGUCCUCCGGUAUUUUGCCUCCUACAUGGAGCAGCGUCUCAUGAAGGGUGGAGAUCUGCCCAGUGUGGAAGAGCUGGAGGUGCCGGUGCCCCCACUCCUACUGCAGUGGGUCAAGACGGAUCAGGCCCUCCUCAUGCUGUUCAGUGACGGCACUGUCCAGGUGAACUUCUAUGGAGACCACACCAAGCUGAUCCUCAGUGGCUGGGAGCCCCUGCUUGUGACUUUUGUGGCGCGCAAUCGCAGUGCUUGUACUUACCUCGCUUCCCACCUCCGGCAACUGGGCUGCUCCCCAGACCUGCGGCAGCGGCUCCGCUAUGCUCUGCAGCUGCUCCGGGACCGCUGCCCAACCUAGGCCCUAACCCUCAGGGCAGGCCAUGACCCAAAGUGUCAGGUCUGAGGCCUGUGCCUGUAAGGCUCUGGCCCUUGCCUUUGCGGGCCUCCCUGUCCCUUUGGUGCCUCACUGGGGGCUCUGGGCCGAAUCCCCCAGGGAAUCAGGGACCAGCUUUACUGGGGUUGGAGUCUGCCUGUCCCAGCAGCCUCCUCCCCUUCUCCAAGAAAAGCCUGAGCCUUAGUCCCCAGCUUGGGGGCGUUUAUGGACCACUUUAUUUAUUAACAGACAUUUAUUUAUUGGGAUCGAGCCCCAGGGAGGGCCUCCUCCUGGGAGAAUAAAUCGUUUUUGCAGAA